ACCACUUUCACCUUAACGAUCACUCUCUCCCUCUGUUUUUGUUUCCUCUUAACGCAAGAUAUUACUGUUCAGAGAUCUCAAACAAAUCAUGUACUCUCUCUCCACUUCUUUUCUGGUCUUUUUCUUCCUCUUCUCGUUAUUCCACAACCUUCCUUGUGCGUACAUGGCUCCAAAGAAAUUAUUCAGGUCUUGUUUCUCUCUUUAUUAAUAUUUUUAUUUAUUUUAUUUUAUAUGAAUCUUUCACGUUUCCAAAACAUCUUGUAAUAGUCGAGUUUAUCUCCAAAGAUCAAUAAACGUUUGUUCUUUCCCCUUUCUUUUUACUGUGUUGAGAUUUACCCACAUAGAAGCCAAUGCCUAUGAGUCGUCUGGCUUUAAUAACGGUGAAUGAAGAAAACUUGGAGGAUAAUCAUCAUGUGGAGGUUAAAGGUAGGAGAAGGAAAAGGAAAAGAUCCUUAUUUAUUCAGCAGCAACAACUUCGUGGGACGUCAAACAUGGGAGUUUGACCCCAAAGCCGGCACACGGGAGGAACGAACCGCAGUCGAAGAAGCUCGCCGGAGUUUCUUCGACAACCGUUCUCGUGUUAAACCUUCCAGUGAUCUAUUGUGGAAAAUGCAAUUUCUAAAAGAGGCAAAAUUUGAGCAAGUGAUUCCGCCGGUAAAAAUUGACGGUGGGGAAGCCAUAACUUAUGAAAAAGCGACAAAUGCAUUACGGCGAGGAGUUGCUUUCUUAUCAGCUUUGCAAGCCUCCGACGGCCACUGGCCGGGAGAGUUCACCGGACCGCUCUGCAUGCUUCCGCCAUUGGUAUUUUGUUUGUACAUUACUGGACACUUGGAAGAGGUAUUCGAUGCAGAGCAUCGCAAAGAGAUGCUUCGAUAUAUCUAUUGUCACCAGAACGAAGAUGGUGGAUGGGGAUUCCACAUUGAGAGCAAAAGCAUUAUGUUCACUACCACGCUGAAUUACAUAUGCUUGCGUAUACUUGGAGUAGGUCCCGAUGGAGGACUAGAAAACGCAUGCAAACGGGCCAGGCAAUGGAUUCUUAGCCAUGGCGGUGUGAUUUAUAUUCCUUGUUGGGGAAAAGUUUGGCUCUCGGUACUUGGAAUCUAUGAUUGGUCUGGAGUCAACCCGAUGCCUCCCGAGAUUUGGUUGCUACCUUAUUUCCUACCAAUUCACCUAGGGAAAGCUUUUAGCUAUACCCGGAUAACAUAUAUGCCCAUCUCUUAUCUAUAUGGCAAAAAAUUCGUGGGUCAAAUUACACCUCUUAUUAUGCAACUACGUGAAGAACUACACUUACAACCUUAUGAAGAAAUCAACUGGAACAAAGCGCGACAUCUAUGCGCAAAGGAAGACAAGUACUAUCCCCAUCCUCUAGUUCAAGAUUUGAUAUGGGAUGCUCUCCACACCUUCGUGGAGCCUUUGCUUGCAAGUUGGCCGAUAAACAAACUUGUAAGGAAAAAGGCUCUUCAGGUGGCAAUGAAACACAUACAUUACGAGGACGAAAACAGUCACUAUAUCACCAUUGGAUGUAUUGAAAAGAAUUUGUGCAUGCUUGCUUGCUGGAUUGACAACCCGGACGGGAAUCACUUUAAAAAGCAUCUCUCUAGAAUUCCGGACAUGAUGUGGGUAGCUGAAGAUGGAAUGAAAAUGCAGUGCUUUGGAAGUCAACUUUGGAUGACGGGAUUUGCAGUUCAGGCUUUACUAGCAAGUGAUCCACGCGAUGAAACCUAUGACGUGCUCAGGAGAGCACACGAUUACAUAAAGAAAUCACAGGUUAGAGACAACCCAUCAGGUGACUUCAAGAGCAUGUACCGCCACAUCUCCAAAGGAGGAUGGACUCUUUCUGAUCGAGAUCAUGGAUGGCAAGUUUCAGAUUGUACAGCUGAAGCUGCUAAGUGUUGCAUGUUGCUUUCCACAAUGCCAACUGAUAUCACUGGAGAGAAAAUCAAUCUUGAACAACUAUACGAUUCUGUUAAUCUCAUGUUAUCUCUACAAAGUGAAAAUGGAGGUUUUACUGCAUGGGAACCUGUUCGCGCCUAUAAAUGGAUGGAAUUGAUGAAUCCCACAGAUUUGUUUGCUAAUGCUAUGACCGAGCGUGAAUAUACAGAAUGUACCUCAGCUGUGUUACAAGCUUUGGUUAUAUUCAAUCAACUAUAUCCGGAUCAUAGGACAAAAGAGAUCACUAAGUCGAUUGAGAAAGCAGUGCAAUUCAUAGAAAGCAAACAAUUGCGAGAUGGUUCAUGGUACGGAAGCUGGGGUAUUUGUUUCACUUAUGGGACAUGGUUUGCUCUUUGCGGCCUAGCAGCGAUUGGUAAGACAUACAACAAUUGUCUAUCUAUGCGCGACGGUGUACAUUUCCUUCUUAAUAUACAAAAUGAAGAUGGGGGUUGGGGUGAAAGCUAUAUGUCAUGCCCUGAACAGAGAUACAUACCAUUAGAGGGGAAUAGAUCAAACGUAGUGCAAACCGCGUGGGCUAUGAUGGCUCUGAUUCACGCUGGACAGGCUAAGAGAGAUCUUAUACCUCUACAUAGUGCUGCAAAAUUUAUUAUCACGUCGCAACUGGAAAACGGAGAUUUUCCUCAACAGGAACUAUUAGGAGCGUCUAUGAGUACAUGCAUGCUACACUAUUCUACAUACAAAGACAUCUUCCCACCAUGGGCACUUGCAGAGUACCGGAAAGCUGCGUUCAUACAUCACGCAGAUCUAUAGCUCUUGCUUUAUAAAUUGAGUUUAAAUACACACAAAUGUAUUGCCUUGUAGGCUGGUGGUCUUCCAUCUUGCCAGGCUCUCAAUUCGAUCCCUAUCUUUCUCAAUAGACUAUUCCAAAAUGAAAACAAAAUGUUGUAAUAUUGUAUUAGAUAUUUGAAUGGCGUUUUAGAUAAUAUUGGUUCAACGGUGGACCGAUCAUGUACUAUCUCCCAAUAUUUAUCUAGUCUUUAUAUUCCACCA
This is a messenger RNA of Arabidopsis thaliana (thale cress), 2943 nucleotides long. It is a transcript of the gene LUP5, whose product is annotated as Terpenoid cyclases family protein. The transcript has 18 exons. The coding region runs from base 385 to 2703 and encodes 772 amino acids. Gene Ontology annotation, cellular component: lipid droplet. NCBI's taxonomy places the organism in Eukaryota, Viridiplantae, Streptophyta, Magnoliopsida, Brassicales, Brassicaceae. The record is from RefSeq and is marked reviewed. Gene Ontology annotation, biological process: triterpenoid biosynthetic process. Gene Ontology annotation, molecular function: beta-amyrin synthase activity; intramolecular transferase activity.